Emiliania huxleyi CCMP1516 is the source of this 1387-nucleotide messenger RNA. RefSeq lists its product as hypothetical. The record is from RefSeq and is a predicted model, not a curated record. The transcript has 9 exons. Gene Ontology annotation, molecular function: magnesium ion binding. Gene Ontology annotation, biological process: nucleotide metabolic process; nicotinic acid riboside biosynthetic process; nicotinamide riboside biosynthetic process. The coding region runs from base 73 to 1254 and encodes 393 amino acids. NCBI's taxonomy places the organism in Eukaryota, Haptophyta, Isochrysidales, Noelaerhabdaceae.
CGCCAUCAACAGCGCCUGCCGACCGACGAGUGGCGUCGAGCAGACCACACCGCACGAGCUCUAUACAGACAUAUGUCGCCGUCCGCCCGCGAGCUCGCCUUCAGCGCUGCCGGCGCGCUCGCAGGGAUCGCGGCAAUGCUCGCCCUCCAGCGGGCCCUGCUCACUGGCUCACGGGCAGUCACGCUGGCAAUGCAGCAGUCGGAGGAGGAUCAGGGCGAGAUCACGCGCGGGAGGGCCAAGCACGACAUGACGCCGAGCCAGCUCGCGCGCCGGCAAGCGGCCGACCCGCUCAUCUCCCUCAUGCUCGACCUCCUCGACCGCCUCUCGCUCACAGAGGCGUGUGCCGUGGCGGAGGACCUGAUCGCCGAACACCUCGAGGCCGCACAGCGCGAAGACGCGCCACCCACCGAGCUGAGCACUCUCGCGCCGAGGCAACCGCUGCGUGUGCUCGUCUCGAACGAGUUUGGCCGGCUGUGGCAGCCGCUCCACCUCCGCGAGGCGCUGAUCGACUACGACAACGAGGCGCACGUCACCUGCCGCCAGUACGUGCCGGCGACCUUCCGCGAGUUGCGCAACAUCUGCAACCUCGCCCAGGCGCUCUGCAGCCGCGUCUUUGUGGUCGGCGGGCAGUGCAACUACCUUGCCCGCUGCCGCGCGGAGGGCGGCGUCGCCACCCUCUAUAUGGUGCCCCCCUCGGAGUGGAGGCUGCCGGAGAUGGAACGGUGGCGGCCGCAGCAGCUGCAGCGGCUGCUCGACGUGGCUCAGCGCGCCCUUCUCGACGGCGCCGCGCGGAUGCACAUGGCCGACAAGGUCAAGCUGGUGCGCAAGGAGCGCGCGGUCGGCGUGCUGUAUGAGGCGGAGAAGCACCGCACGGAGCUGCACCGCACGACCACGCUCAUGCUCGACGAGCUCGCCGUGCACGCGCGGCAGGCGGUGCGGGAGGAGCAGCGCACCAACGCCGCGCUGCGCAGCAUGCCCUUCUGCGCAUUCAACGGCGGACGGGACGUCUUUGUCGACGUCGGCUCAAAGGACCUCGGCAUCUUUGUCGACGUCGGCUCAAAGGACCUCGGCAUCGCCUCGCUGCAGCGCAUCGUCGGCGCGACGCCGCAGAGCACGCUGCACAUGGGCGACCAGUUCACCCAGACGGGCAACGACUUGCUCGCGCGGCGCGCGUGCGGGACGCUGUGGGUCGACUCGCCCGAGGAGACGGCGGUGCUGCUCCGGUACAUGCUCCGGAUGCGGGCGAAGGGUUAGGGGGCGAGCGGGGAGUUGGGCAAGAGUCGAGCCGCGGGGGCGCGUCCCACUCCCAGGCCUCCCGUCACUAGUCUGCGGCUCUGCCCGUCCCGUGUGCCUUGAGCUUGUGCAAAGCAUGUAAAGUUUCCGACGC